Molecule: messenger RNA, 390 nt
Organism: Aureococcus anophagefferens
Lineage: Eukaryota; Pelagophyceae; Pelagomonadales; Pelagomonadaceae
Exons: 1
Coding region: 1-390 (129 amino acids)
Cellular component (GO): endomembrane system; membrane
Source: RefSeq, a predicted model, not a curated record
AUGGAGGCACCCGUGCCCCUCGCGGAGGCGGAGAACGACGCGACGGUGACGUGGUCCGAGCUCGAGGACGCGACCGGCCUCGACGGCGCGCCGCACUACCUGUCCAUCAAAGGCCGCGUCUACGACGUGUCGGCGUCGGCGGCCACGUUCUACGGCGUGGGCAAGAGCUACCACGCCUUCGUGGGCACGGACGCGUCGCGCGCGUUCGCGCUCGGCUGCACCGAGCCCGAGUGCGUCAGCGACGACUUGACGGGCCUCAGCGAGUCGGAGCUCCGCGAGAUCGACCGGUGGACGGAGAUGUACGACACGCACGACAAGUACCACUACGUCGGAAAGCUAGUCGAGGACCCCGUCGACGCCGUCCUAGAACGAGCGUACGCGGAGGCGUAA